ACUGCGUCAUCGCUGCGUGCUCCGGAACCAGCGAGCCCCACUCGACAAGACGAGGGGUCAAUUUGUUCUUUAGCAGAGCAAGCGAUAUUAUUGCUCAUUUUAUCGCAAAAUAACCACAAAUAAAGCAGACAGCAGUGGUUUGGAUGUGUCUAUAAGGUGCUUUCUGUCUCUGAGGUCCAGCAGUGCAGCCAGUUGCCAUGGCGUCUCCAGGGGGACAAGGAGGAGGAGCUGUGUCAACGAGAGGAGGCAGCGGUGCCAGGAGGAUGAAGUGGGCUCUGGAGCUGAGCUUGGGCAACACCAGGCAUCAAGCUCAAGAAACCCGGUGCUGGCAGAGAGAACUCUCCAGGAGUCGCAGUGAUCGUCAGGGUGGCCAGGGGGACGUCGUUUACCCCAUCGGCUACUCUGAGAAACCCGUCCCCGACACCAGCAUCCAGGAGACGGACAAGAACCUGGUGGAGAAGCGUUGUUGGGACGUGGCUCUCGGGCCCCUGAAACAGAUCCCCAUGAACCUGUUCAUCAUGUACAUGUCAGGCAACACCAUCUCAAUCUUCCCCAUCAUGAUGGUCUGCAUGAUGGCCUGGAGGCCCAUACAGGCGCUCAUGUCCAUGUCUGCCACCUUCAAGCUGUUGGAGAGCUCCAGCCAGCAGUGGCUCCAGGGCCUCGUCUACCUGGUGGGUAACCUCCUGGGCUCAGCAUUGGCCAUCUACAAGUGUCAGUCGAUGGGACUGCUCCCAACACACUCGUCCGAUUGGCUGGCUUUCAUAGAACCGCCUCAGAGGAUGGAGAUCAUGGGUGGAGGGAUGGUGUUGUGAAGACGACGGAGCACGCACAUUGAAUAGAUUCAGAUAUUUACAGAGGUUAUAUACUGUACAGUCUCCUUCUGCUCAGAUUCACGACAGGUUACAACACGUUUGUUAAUAAAUCAGCGGCAGGAUGUGUGGCGCAGCUUUCUGCCACACACACUCUGUUUAACGUUUAAUUUCCCAUCCUGCUGCCUUGCUUCAUGGUUUCAACCUCUGUUGUUCAUUUUUCUUUUAAUAAAGGUUUAAAUGCCAGCAGAUCAUCA
This is a messenger RNA of Epinephelus fuscoguttatus (brown-marbled grouper), 1066 nucleotides long. RefSeq names its product ER membrane protein complex subunit 4 (gene emc4). NCBI's taxonomy places the organism in Eukaryota, Metazoa, Chordata, Actinopteri, Perciformes, Serranidae. The record is from RefSeq and is a predicted model, not a curated record. Gene Ontology annotation, biological process: protein folding in endoplasmic reticulum. The transcript has 7 exons. Bases 198 to 812 code for a protein of 204 amino acids. Gene Ontology annotation, cellular component: EMC complex.